CGAUGGCGCCAUCAACUGUGCAAGUACUGUCCGCGUGCUUGGCGAUCCUAGCCCUCGCUAGUUCGGUGAAUUGUAAUCCAUUUUUCGGCAAUAAUUAUGUGCUUCCACAAGGGGCACGACUCGCGAGUGCAGCAAACUCGGUGGUACGAAAUCUAGACUCUGCCCAGACGCAAGUAACCCGUUCUUUGGGCAAUCCAACGGCGUCGGAGUUUCUGAGGGCUGGAGCUACAGCACUGAGGGAUUACGUUGGCAACACGACGCUUGUGAUGGGACAACUGUUUCGCGAGGUGGCACAGGUUGCUGUGGAUCGUUCGACCGCACCAGCGGUGGUUUUCACGAGACUUUCGUUGGCCGUACAAGGAGUGUCCCAGUGGAAUCGAAACGUAUCCCAAUCGCUUGAUGUGUUUAGGGAGGCGUUUAACUACGAUGAGAACUCUAACACCGCCAGUUUUAUGGAGCACUUGAGAACUUCGUUCCACAAGAACGUUCAAGAUUUGUCCGGCGUAUUGCAGCGUUUGGGUGAUGCGGUCCUUCCAGUGGCGGGACAACCACUCAAUACGCAGCAGUUUUUGCAAGUGGUGUCUGCGAAUGGUACCCUGCAGCAGCUGCUGGAUGUGGUGGAAUCGACCGUACGUUUAUCGGGAGAAUAUUUGUCGAGCGUAAGCAACCUGGUAGCAGCAGUCCGUGCCGCAAACGACUUCCAAACACGAUCGUACUCCUUGCUUCGUACCAAUCAGGCAUCGAUCAAUACCAACGUUGAUCGUUACAGUACCGCUUCGAAUGCAUCCUUCUACCGGUUUCUUACCGUGGCCGAUUCGCUCUUCACUCAUCUUAAGGACACCAAUGAAAGUUUUGUCUUUCGAUGGCCCCUGCUCUUUAGUGCUGCUGUUCAGGAUAAGCUGAAUCUGCUGAACCAUUCGAUCGAUCAUCUAACAUGGAACAUAAUGCAGCGCACCGUCAAGGUGGCGCAGAAUCUACAGAGUACGAGUGCACUCUUCAAAGAGGGCAACAAUCCGCUGAACUACCUGCGUGAGGAAACCGACUUGUUCGCUCGUGUCAUGCUGGACGUACUGUACGGGGAAAACUACUGUGCCACUGGGUUCGUUACAACGUUCAACACAUUACCACAACAGGUAGCUACGCUUUUGGCGGGCUGUUUAAACGACCAGACCACACUCGAGAGUCAGGGUGCGGGCCAGCUUGUGUCGCUAGCAAACAGUUUCCUCCGGCCGUACGUUACUGUUAUCUACGGGCGGCUUAAUAUCUGUUUCCAGCAACCGUUCGACAAGAUGACGGAAUGUUUAGACAACAUCGUAGAGACUAUCGACUUUAGAGGGAAGUUCUUCUUGCUGGACCUUGCUAGCCAACUGUUCUUCGAACAGGUCCAGGAAGAGCUGCCGACCUGUAAUGAUCGCGUACUGGAGUUUGUUCGGAACUCGGGCUUGAGGGAGUCUUGCCAGAUUUACAAUAGCGUUGCCACGUGAUCGAUUGG
Molecule: messenger RNA, 1492 nt
Organism: Anopheles maculipalpis
Lineage: Eukaryota; Metazoa; Arthropoda; Insecta; Diptera; Culicidae
Exons: 2
Coding region: 3-1484 (493 amino acids)
Source: RefSeq, a predicted model, not a curated record